Molecule: messenger RNA, 1165 nt
Organism: Solanum pennellii
Lineage: Eukaryota; Viridiplantae; Streptophyta; Magnoliopsida; Solanales; Solanaceae
Product: zerumbone synthase
Exons: 4
Coding region: 116-1003 (295 amino acids)
Source: RefSeq, a predicted model, not a curated record
AUUUAAUACCCAAUUGACUUGAGAUAUAGAGUGAGAGUAGUGAGAGAAAUAUUUCUAAUCAAAUUUCUCUGAAAACUACAUCUAACUGAAGAAGAAGAAGAAAGAAGAAGCCAACAUGUUGAGAUUAGCUUCAAGGGGUGGCAUCAAAUCAAGGGCUCUGCUUCAAAUUUUCAAUAAAGACUUCUCCACUCACGUUGAGAGGAAACUUGAAGGCAAGGUGGCGCUGAUCACCGGAGCAGCAAGUGGAAUCGGAAAAGAAACCGCUUCGAAAUUCAUCAACAACGGCGCCAAAGUUGUAAUAGCAGAUGUACAAAAUCAGAUCGGCCAAGAAACUGCCUCCGAGCUCGGGCCAAACGCCUCUUUUGUGGUCUGCGAUGUCACAAAAGAAUCCGACGUUUCCAAUGCAGUGGAUUUCACUGUCUCCAGCCACGGAAAACUCGACAUUAUGUACAACAAUGCAGGUAUACCAUGUUGUACUCCACGGAGCAUAGCUGAUCUUGACCUCGAUGCAUUUGAUCGAGUCAUGGCUAUCAACGUCCGUGGGGUGAUAGCAGGGAUUAAACACGCAGCUCGAGUGAUGAUCCCACGUAAAACCGGUUCCAUAUUGUGCACAGCUAGUAUUACAGGGGUGAUAGGAGGUCUAGCGCAGCCUACAUAUUCGACAACCAAAUCCUGUGUGAUCGGAAUCAUGAGAUCAGUUACAGCAGAACUAAGUCAGAACGGAAUCAGAAUCAAUUGUGUAUCGCCCUUUGCAAUUCCAACUCCGUUCUAUAUGGAUGAGAUAAAAUUGCAUUUCCCGGAAUUGGAACCUGAAAUUCUUGUUAAAAUGUUGCAUCGCACUAGUGAAUUAAAAGGAGCCUACUGUGAGCCAAUUGAUGUGGCUAAUGCUGCUCUGUUUUUGGCUAGUGAUGAUGCCAAGUAUGUUAGUGGCCAUAACUUGAUGAUUGAUGGAGGUUUUACCUCUUAUAAGAGUUUAAACUUUCCCAUGCCCGAUCAAGUAUAGUACUCCUACCGUUUUAAUUUGAAUGAUUUAAUUUGACUCAACACCAGUAUUAUGAACCAAAAGAAGAUUUUUUUAAUUUUAAAUUAAAAAUGUGUGUAAUUCUUUUAAUUUUACGGUGUUAAAGUUGUUAUAUGAGAUGUUGGAACUUAAGAACUUGCUAAA